GUUAAGCCCAAUCACAUCAUAUGCCCAAAUGAUGCUCAGCCUCAACCAAAUGGGAGGCAUUGGCAGCGGACAACUAUCUUUCUCAAUAGCAUUACCAUGGAACCCUCUACGACCUCUGCCUCCAUUAACAUCACCAAUCCAAUGCGCAGUGACCAAACAAGGCCAACGCUUUCUCACCAAGCUUGCAGCCAAUGCCAGGGACGCCAAGGUCACAAACAAGUUGAUUGCCAAAUUCCUCACUUCUUCUACCAAGUCCAUUGCUCUCAACACUCUCUCCUAUCUUCUCUCCCCUGAUACCACUCUCCCCCAUCUCUCUUCCCUCGCCCUCCCUUUCUACUCAAAAAUCACAGAAGCGUCUUGGUUUGAAUGGAAUCCCAAGUUGGUAGCAGCCCUUGUUGCCCUGCUCGACAAACAAGGCCAGCACAACGAAGCAGAAGUUCUAAUCUCUGAAACCAUUUCCAAAUUAGGCUCUAGGGAACGAGAGCUUGCUCUUUUUCAUUGUCAGUUGGUUGAAUCACACUCUAAGCUAAGUUCAAAGCAUGGAUUUGAUAGUUCCUACAGUUACCUCUAUCAGCUUCUUCAUAAUUCUUCCUCUGUUUAUGUCAAAAACCGAGCUUUUGAAUCAAUGGUUAGUGGUUUAUGUGAAAUGGAUCGACCUCGUGAAGCAGACAAUUUGAUUGAGGAGAUGAGAGUUAGAGGACUCAAACCAUCGGUUUUCGAGUUUAGGUCUGUGGUUUAUGGAUAUGGAAGAUUGGGACUGUUUGAAGAUAUGCUGAAAGUUGUGGAACAAAUGGAGAACCAAGGGAUUGCUAUUGAUACAAUUUGUUCCAAUAUGGUUCUUUCAUCGUAUGGAGCUCAUAGUGAGCUUGCUGCAAUGCUUGUGUGGCUCCGAAAAAUGAAAAGUUUGAGUCUUCCUUUCUCUAUUAGGACUUACAAUUCGGUCUUGAAUUCAUGCCUUACGAUCAUGGCAAUGCUGCAAGAACCGAAAGAUUUUCCAUGUUCGAUUGAAGAAUUGAAUGGAGUUUUGAAUGGUGAUGAGGCUUUGUUGGUUAAAGAGUUAGUUGAAUCAACAGUUUUGGAUGAGGUGAUGGUGUGGGAACCUUUGGAGGCCAAGUUGGAUUUGCAUGGCAUGCAUUUAGGUUCAGCUUAUUUGAUUUUGUUGGAGUGGUUUGAGGCAAUGCGAUGCAGGUUCAACAGUGGGAAGGAUGUGAUCCCGGCAGAGGUUGUCGUCAUCUGCGGGUCAGGAAAGCAUAGCAGUGUUAGAGGGGAAUCCCCAGUUAAAGGACUGGUUAAACAGAUGAUGCUUCGGAUGGAAAGUCCGAUGAGAAUUGAUCGGAAGAAUGUUGGUUGUUUUGUUGCCAAGGGGAGAGCUGUGAAGGACUGGUUAUGUUGAGUUGCUGCUUGAGGAAAUAGACUGCCUUCCUGUGAUACAAAAGUACCAAGGUAGCUUAGUGAACAGCUUAAGGGUAGCUUUCUAUAAAAUCAUCUCUCGUAGCUUUAGGUUAUACAAUUUGACUUGUGGAAAAAUCAAAAGCAGAUUGAUGAGCAUAACCUUCUUUUUUUCACGUUGUCAGGGA
Prunus persica (peach) is the source of this 1577-nucleotide messenger RNA. RefSeq names its product pentatricopeptide repeat-containing protein At2g17033. Gene Ontology annotation, molecular function: protein binding. Lineage: Eukaryota; Viridiplantae; Streptophyta; Magnoliopsida; Rosales; Rosaceae. The coding region runs from base 29 to 1393 and encodes 454 amino acids. The record is from RefSeq and is a predicted model, not a curated record. The transcript is spliced from 2 exons.